AUGGACAAGGAAGGAGAAUUUAAGGUGUUUCUGAAAGGUUGGGAACAUCCUGUGACACUUGAUGCUGAUGGUAACAGGACAGAUGUUUUGAAACCAGAGGAAGAAUGGACUGUUGCUGAAGAUGAAUUGGCUCUUGGAAAUUCUAAAGUAUUGAAUGCUCUGUUCAAUGGUGUAGACAAGAACAUGUUGAGAUUGAUCAAACAAUGUAUUGUGGCUAAGGAUGCUUGGGAGAUUCUCAAAACUGCACAUGAAGGGACUACCAAGGUAAAAAGUGCUAAAAUCCAACUUCUUACUACUAAAUUUGAGAAUCUGAAAAUGUUGGAAGAUGAAAGCAUUCAAGACUAUCACUUGAGUAUUCUAGAUAUUGCAAAUUCUUUUGAGUCUCUUGGAGAGAAAAUUUUUGAUGAAAAACUUGUUAGAAAAUUUCUCAGAUCUCUACCUAAGAGGUUUGAUAUGAAAGUUACAACUAUUGAGGAGACUCAAGAUAUAUCUAGUUUUAAGGUUGAUGAAUUAAUAGGGUCCUUGCAAAAUUUUGAAAUAAUUGUCAACAGUAAGACUGAUAAGAAGGGGAAGGGUAUUGCCUUUACAUCUAGUAUGUAUUCUGAUGAGACACAAGAAGAUGAUGAAGAUAUGUCAGAGUCACUAGCACUUCUUGGGAGACAGUUCAAGAAGAUUUUCAAACGGUUUGACAGAAGGUCCAGACCAAAUGGUCAGAACAUCAAACCCAACAUUGACAAUCAACCUAGUAAGGAGAAGAUGACAAGAUUUAAUGAAAUGAACUCUCAUUACAAAGGAGUUCAAUGUUAUGAAUGUGAAGGAUAUGGCCAUAUCAGAACAGAAUGUGCUACUUUUCUAAAGAAACAGAAGAAAAGUUUUGUUGUCUCAUUGUCAGAUGGAGAUGACUCUAAUGAGGAGGUGAAAGUUGAAUCUUCCAAUCAUGUCUCUGCCUUAACUGGUAGAGUUAUGUCAGACACUGAGUCUUCUGAAGAAGAGAUGAUUUCUGAUGAGCUCGAUAUAUCGUACUAUGACCUGACUGCUAAAAAUGCUGAAUUAACCCAAAGGGUUGAGGAACAGGUAAAAGAGAUUGCUCAACUGCAUGAUGAAAGGUUUGAUAAUCUAGCUCAUAUCUCAGAACUCAAUGAUGAGUUAUCAAAAUUGAACUCUCAACUUGAGCAUAUGAGGGAACAUGUUGGAAUGAUGACUGCAGAUUCAACAAGGAGCAAGCAAAUGUUUAAACAUUCGGAGGAACAUCAGACCAAGAAGAAAUCAAAUUCUUGGGUGUGUAAUCACUGUAAAGGGAAGGGUCAUAUCAAACCUUAUUGCUUUAAGCUGCAUGGUGAGUCAAAGCAAUUUCAGGAGAAAUCCUAUAAGAAAAGAUGGACCCUCAGAAAUAUCAAUACAAGAUUAAUUGCUCACACAUCUUUAAGAGCAUCAUCUAAAGAAGACUGGUACUUUGAUAGUGGUUGUUCAAGACAUAUGAUUGGGGUAGAUAAAUAUCUAGAAGAUGUGAAACCUAAUGCUACUAGCUAUGUUACUUUUGGUGAUGGAGCUAAAGGAAAAAUUGUAGGAAUUGGUAACCUGAUCAAACAUGGUUUGCUAAGACUUGAUGAUGUGUUGCUAGUUAAAGGAUUAACUGCAAAUUUAAUUAGCAUAAGUCACUUGUGUGACCUAGGACUGCAAGUAAACUUCACCAAGCCUGAAUGUCAGAUUUCAGAUGAGAAAGGGGAAGUACUAAUGAGAGGCUUAACAUCCAAGGACAAUUGCUAUCUAUGGAUUGGCAAGCAAACACAGAUGUCUCAUCCAAGGUUGGAACAUCAAGUAACCUCUAAAGUCCUUGAACUUCUACACAUGGAUUUAAUGGUACCUAUGCAAGUUGAGAGCAUUGGUGGAAAAAGAUCUGCGCACUCAACUGCAAAGAUAAAAGGACUUGGCAUUGUGAGAAUUAGGAGUGAUUAUGGAACUAAAUUUGAGAAUGCUAAAUUUGAUGAGUAUUGCUUAGGUGAGGGAAUCAAACAUGAAUUCUCAUCUCCUAUAACACCUCAACAAAAUGGUGUUGUGGAAAGAAAGAACAGAACUCUCCAAGAAUAUGCCAGAGUCAUGCUUCAUACAAAACACUUUCCUUAUCGCUUUUGGGCUGAAGUCAUGAACACAUCAUGUCAUAUUCACAACAGGGUUACCCUAAGAACUGGAACCACAAUAACUCUCUAA
Messenger RNA from Medicago truncatula (barrel medic), 2208 nucleotides. RefSeq lists its product as uncharacterized. Gene Ontology annotation, molecular function: zinc ion binding; nucleic acid binding. Lineage: Eukaryota; Viridiplantae; Streptophyta; Magnoliopsida; Fabales; Fabaceae. Gene Ontology annotation, biological process: DNA integration. The record is from RefSeq and is a predicted model, not a curated record. The transcript is spliced from 4 exons. Bases 1 to 2208 code for a protein of 735 amino acids.